AGCUCUGUUUGACUAUGAUAAGACCAAGGAUUGUGGAUUCCUCAGCCAAGCUCUCAGCUUCCGAUUUGGAGACAUAUUACACGUCAUCGAUGCCUCCGAUGAGGAGUGGUGGCAGGCCAGGAAGGUUCAUUCAGAUGGAGAGAGUGAAGAGAUUGGCUUUAUUCCCAGCAAGCGGAGGGUUGAAAGAAAGGAGUGGCCAAGAUUAAAGAACAAAGAGAGGGAGAUCCCAGGCCUUGGCGAUGGUGGAGCUACACAGGGGAGCCGGGAUGAUCGGGUGUUGAGCUAUGAGGCCGUUCUGCAGAUGGAAGUGCACUAUGCCCGUCCAAUUAUCAUUCUGGGGCCCACCAAGGACAGAGUCAACGAUGACUUACUCUCGGAAUUCCCGGACAAGUUUGGAUCCUGUGUUCCCC
Molecule: messenger RNA, 410 nt
Organism: Rhincodon typus (whale shark)
Lineage: Eukaryota; Metazoa; Chordata; Chondrichthyes; Orectolobiformes; Rhincodontidae
Product: disks large homolog 4-like
Exons: 5
Biological process (GO): AMPA glutamate receptor clustering; postsynaptic neurotransmitter receptor diffusion trapping; chemical synaptic transmission
Cellular component (GO): neuron projection; postsynaptic density membrane; neuromuscular junction
Molecular function (GO): protein binding
Source: RefSeq, a predicted model, not a curated record